CAUAAGGAAGCUUGAAGGCGGGCGCAGUCAAUCGAAGCAGUCUGUACUUGCAUGUGGGUUGGUUUGUACUGUGUGAAUUGUGAAUAGCUAAGCAGCUGCUGUGGGCUGAAAAGUGUUUUUUUUAGGUUAUGAAAUAGCACACUUCUGCCCCGACACAACUUCCCCUCUGGGUUCAAAGGUUGAUGAAUCCAGUGAAUGCUAAACAAGGUUGAAUUUUGACGUGAAAGGAACACCUUGAUUCUGUUCUAGCUUUCCUUAAGCUGCACCUCAAAAAGCUCAAAGGUUACACUCCCUUUAGUCAAUGAAUGACUGCCAGGACAUCAUCGAUGGAGUCUGUGUCUUUCCCACCGCUGUCCAGGGUUGCCGUUUGUGGUGGCACUCAUGGAAAUGAGAUGACAGGGGUUUACAUGGUGAGACAUUUGCAGAAAGAGAAGAUAGAUAAAAUUGGAUCUGUUUCUGUCUCCACUGUCCUGACAAACCCACGGGCUGUGGAGAUUUGCAGGAGAUACGUAGAAACCGACCUUAACCGCUGUUUCACAGAAGCCUUGCUAAAUUCCCCUGUAACAGAUUCAUCACCCUAUGAACUGAGGCGAGCUCAGGAGCUGAACGCUCAAAUUGGGCCCAAAGGAAGCAAAGAGGCCAUGGACCUGAUCAUAGACAUCCACAACACCACUUCCAACAUGGGCCUCUGCUUCAUCUUUUACUCCAUAGACUGGUUCACCCUGCACAUUCUCAAGUACCUACAGAGUAAAAUGGCUUCUGUGGAAGUUAGAGCAAUCCAGCUGGACAUACCGAUCGCUGAGGCUUAUUCUUUAGAAUCGGUCGGCAAGCAUGGCUUUGCAAUAGAGGCCGGCCCACAGCCCAAUGGUGUGGUCAGAGCAGAUAUCCAUAACAUGGUGAAAGAGGCAGUGGAUCAUAUAUUCAGUUGGCUUCAGGAAUUUAAUUCUGGAAGCACAUUUGAAGGGGGUGAAGUGGAAGCAUACACCUUGGUGAAAAGCAUAGAUUACCCGAGGAAUCCAGUUACUGGGGAAAUCACUGCUGCCAUACACUCCCAGUUACAGGAUAAUGACUUCAAGCUUCUGCAGCGGGGCAAUCCGAUAUUCAUGUCAUUUUCCGGGGAGACAGUGAAGUAUGAUGGCGAGGACCUCUACCCUUUCUUUGUCAAUGAGUGCGCCUACUACGAGAAGAAGAUCGCUUUUCAUUUAGCUCGAAAGAUAAAGUUGACACUCCCACCCAUAAAAGUGACAGGCUGAGAGUGCUAAAUUUAAAUAUCCCAAUUUUAAAUUAUAAUAAAGUAGGAAAUGAGAAUUAUUCUGAUCAUUUGAAAUAUGCAAAUGAACAAACGUGAUGUCAUGACUGACAAAUAUAAGGUGUCUAAAACAUAACUCCAUCCUCCAGUGCAGUACAGGAGCUCUGCUAGUCCCUCUGUUAAUAUGUAAAAUGAAGCUUAUUCGAGCUUUAUCUGAGUGGUGUGUUGCACAGGCUCUAGAGUUGGAGUCCACGCAUUUUAUGUUUUUUAAAGCUAAAUUUAACGUGCAGAAAUCCUUUUUGAAUGAAUGACUGAAUAAAUGAACAUGAAUGAAUUUUAACUAUAAUCUUCUUAGCAUUGUGUAUUUGAUUUGGGUUUACAUAAAAUAAAUGGAUCAGCUCAAUUAUCAGCAGGAAUAUGCUCAUCGGUCAGAGCAACUACAUGCUCCAGUGUGUUUAUCAAGUACACUUUACAACAUUGGUUUGUCCUAACGUUACACUGUGAGUGAUGAAAUGAUCAAUGAAAGAUGCAAAAGAAAUCUAUCAUAUUUAUCUACUGUGCUUAAAAAAGACUUUGAUGAUUUCAGUUGUCUCUGUAUACCUUACACACGUUUUUAAAUCUUUCAACAGACACUUUAUAACUGUGUUAAUGAAAAUUUGUUAUAAAUAAAGUUAAUUGUAUAAUACAA
This is a messenger RNA of Maylandia zebra (zebra mbuna), 1937 nucleotides long. RefSeq names its product N-acyl-aromatic-L-amino acid amidohydrolase (carboxylate-forming) B. Gene Ontology annotation, cellular component: cytosol. Gene Ontology annotation, molecular function: aminoacylase activity; hydrolase activity, acting on ester bonds. The record is from RefSeq and is a predicted model, not a curated record. Lineage: Eukaryota; Metazoa; Chordata; Actinopteri; Cichliformes; Cichlidae.